GCAGUUAGGCUAAUGGACUGUAACUUACUUAAUGGACUGGACUACUUAAACAAUAUUUUCAUUAUUCUAAUUGGUACUAUAAUUAAAUGUGCUUAUUUGUUGAACAGUGCUGUCUGUAUCAAAUCAAUCCGGUCAAAUCACUGUUAAAGCAUGGCCUUGAGUGCCUUGUUGCUUCAAUACGCAGAAAUGUAAUCUGCUGAAACGUUCUUUGAAUGGUUGCAUAGUGGUCAUACAAUGAAUGCAUUAUAGAUUUAUCUACCCCUAGAUGACAUGUAGAAACCAAAAUAAAUGUGCUUGGUCACUUUAGACGUCAGUCAAAUGGAGUCCUCCUGUCUGGGUGGGUGGUUCUUGGCCAGAAAAAGUCCUGUUCUUUAAGACUACAAGAAGUGUAAUAGACUCCAAUAGGGGUUCAAAUUUAGAAGUGCACAAAUAUAUAUAUGCUUGGCUCUGCCUGUUAAAUAAAACCUGAGCAGAGCCCGGUCAGAGGGUGUAUUAUGAGAAAAGCUAUGGUAGGACAACUAGUCGUGGAUCGGGCGCUGGUAGUUGCUUUCCUGCAUAAACGGUGUCCGUGGUUAACCAAAGCCAUCUCUCCUGUUGUGCCUCUAUACAAUGGCAUCGUCUUUCUAUUUGUGUUGGCCAACUUCAGCAUGGCCACCUUCAUGGAUCCUGGAGUCUUUCCCAGAGCGGAUGAGGACGAAGACAAAGACGAUGAUUUCCGAGCUCCGCUUUAUAAAAACGUUGAGAUAAAGGGAAUUCAGGUCCGGAUGAAGUGGUGUGCCACGUGCCACUUCUACAGACCUCCUCGCUGCUCACACUGCAGUGUGUGUGACAACUGUGUGGAGGACUUUGACCAUCACUGCCCAUGGGUGAACAACUGCAUAGGCCGGAGGAAUUAUCGUUACUUCUUCUUGUUUCUGCUGUCUCUAAGUGUUCACAUGGUGGGCGUGUUUUCCUUUGGCCUGCUGUUUGUCUUACACCACCUUGAGAGUCUGAGUGCGCUCCACACCACUGUGACGCUUGUGAUUAUGUGUGUGACUGGCCUGUUCUUCAUCCCUGUUAUGGGCCUCACUGGAUUCCACAUGGUUCUCGUAGCUAGAGGACGGACCACAAACGAACAGGUGACAGGAAAGUUCAGAGGAGGAGUGAAUCCAUUCACCCGGGGUUUCCGUGGCAACGUGAAACACGUCUUAUGCAGUCCGCUUGCUUCUAGGUACUUCACUGAUCCCAGGAAGAAAAUUCCCAUCAUCAUGAAACCACCAUUCAUCCGCCCUGACCUCUCUAACCGACACAUCAGUGUAAAAGUCAGUGAUAAUGGUAUCCAUAGUAACAUCCUGCGAAGCAAAACCAGUCUGGAUGGUAUGGAUGAUAAAAGUAUAGACACACAACCGCCUCUGCCGCCCAAAGCAGAGCGCUACAACCAGCUCAAGAGUCAACUCACCUCCAGCGAAGAGAGUUCCCUGUCCAGCAAACCGACUAAUCCGUCCACCCCAGCCAUGUACAAAUACCAACCUUCCUUCAGUACCAUGCCUAAAGUGCACUAUCACGCAACCGGAGAGAAGAUUAUAAUGUCUGAGAACUGUAAGCCCUCUGCAGUUUUGGAGGAGAGAGGUCACGAUUACCGCUCAGAGCCGAAUCUGGAUUUGCCAGACUUCCGCAGCACUCCUCUCCACCGAACUUACCAAUCCUCACCUUUCCAGCUGGACUCUUUCAGCACCACAUCUCGCUCAUUCAGUCUCAAACAGGGAGUGAACAGGGCUGACCAGAUGCAAAGCAAACCACAAGCGGUCAUUUCCACCGCUCACAAAGGAGUCUUCUCCCCUGGGACAUUAUCUGGCCGCAAUGGCAGCCUAUCCUACGAUAGCUUGCUAAGCCCCAGCAUUGUGCCAGCUGUGGGCGAGUGCGCUGCCCACCCGGGAGUGCCGUCUAUGGGUUUUCAUUCACCCUACUUGCCUACUAAAACGUGUCAUGUGCGUGGGCCUGAGCUUCAGCGGUACAUCGGUCCACCAUCCUAUAGUCCUGUUCACAUAGGAGCGAUGUACGGGCGGCAGUCACCACUCUCAAGAGACCGAGAUCCCUCUCCCGUCCGCUACGACAACCUCUCCAAAACCAUCAUGGCCUCCAUUCAGGAGAGAAAGGAGCUAGAAGAGAGGGAGAAACUUAUGCAUCGGCAUGCACAACCACCAGUGGCCUAUGUCAAUGAUUCAGGUGUGUUUGACACCUGCAGUGGAGCCGCCUAUGGACUCCCACCUGGGACGUGCUACCCCAAUGGCCCUAGAGGCCCCGGAUCCCGAGAGCACACCCCUCCUGUGUGCGGCUCUCGGGAUAAUUUGAUGGGAGUUGGGGUAGUGGGAUACGCUCCCCAAACACCUGUUCUGCGUUCCUCUGCAUCCUCGCUCGCCAGAGUGCCAAGGACUUCCACUACGUCCCUCCACACUGAUGGAGGCAGUGCAAGCAGGACAGCCGAACACCAGUACCGCUCUCCGGUGCACCAGACACAUCACUCCCCAACAUCUGUGCCCCGUUCACCAUCAUAUGCGCAUCAGAAGGUCGCCUUCAUUAGCGCUCUGGAGAGGGCAGACUCACCACAUCUGGGUACAAGAGAGGACCUUGGUCAAUGUAAAGUCAAUGGGCAACUAAAGGGCCAAGCACGUGACUGCCAUCUAGGGACUCCUUCUGGAACUCCCAGCAGACACACCAAUGUCAAAAAGGUCACAGGAUUGGGUGGAACUACAUAUGAGAUUUCCGUUUGACAGACAGCUUGAAGAGCCACUGCCUGUGAGGAACAGCACUGCCAUGGCAACACCACCUCCACUUGUGCUCUAGAGAAUUAGGUUUCUUUCUUUUUUAUAAUAUUCAAACCGAUUGAUCAGGAGACUAUUAGUUAUCUGGUGCAGUUUAAUUGGAUAAUACUUUGGCAUAGGCCAUUUCUUUGCUAAAGAGAUGGCAAGCAACUUUCUGAUUGACCCAGUGUAAAAUAUAACAUGAGUGCUGUGUCAAAGAAGUGUUGUAUAUUUUUGUCAUACAAGUGUCAGCCAUCAGGAUAUAAAUCCCACACCACAAAAAAAUGCUGGUUUAAUUGCAUCAAAUGAAAAUCUAAAAUAUAUAUACAGUAAGGGCUGAAUAUGUACAGUGUCAGUUCAUUUGUUUGUAUAUAAAAGUUUAAAGGUCGCAUAUUGAAUGCAAAUGUGCUCAGUAUGCUGAUCUUCCACACACUUGAAUCUGAGUGUUUAUGUACAUGCCAGUGACUCCAUUACUACUGUUUUUGUCAUUAAGCUGAUAUAAUAAUCAGGGUUUCAUUCAAAUACAUUUCUUUGUCAAGCUAUCAGGUUCCAAAACAAACCAUAUAGCACUAGUGUACUUUAAAAACCAACGCAGAAGUUUUAUUUUUCAAAUAUAGUGGUCAUUUACACUUUUUGUAAUAUAAAACUAUUAACUGCCAUAGAAAUAAACAUACAUGUGUAUAUGUACAAUUUUAAAAAAGGAUGCAAAAAUGUUAUCAGCAAUUUAGUUUUUUCUUCAUAAAAAGUAUUUUAUUGUGGAAGAAAUAUUAAUAUGUAAAAAGAAACAGACCACUGUGUAUUAGCAGUACUGGCCACGUGUUAAAGCCAUAUUUUACCAUAUUUUCCAGACAUGAUCUUUGCAAACUUAUUGCUUUAUCAUUUCCAUUUAUUUGUAAUAGAUAAAAAAAGAUGGUAAUGGUAAUUCCUGACUGAAUCCCAAACAUCCAACAUUUUUUUUAUUUAUUUUGUUUUUAUAACAACAUUUUUUUUUUCUUUUUUUUUUUUAACCCAAAUUUUAAAAGUUUUGGUGUAUUUCAUUUUUUAAUACAGAUAUUCAAAUGGGUGUUUGGAUUUAUUGAGUGGAUUUUUUUGCAUAUUUUAUAAUUUAUUUGUACAAAUUAAUUAGUGUACAUUGCCAUUUUGAUUAAUUAAAAGAAGUAUUUUCUAUUAAGAUUUUUUUUUUUUUUCAGUGAAUGAAUGUUGAAAAAUUAAGAUGUUUUAAACUUAUGUUGUUUUUUUUGUUGUUGUUUUUUUUUUUUUUUGAUCAAAUAAGCAAAGGCUUCUUUAGCAUAAGAAGCUUCUUUCAAAAACAUUUCAAAAUCUUACCAGCCACAAACCUUUUGAACACUAGUGUAUAUAAAAGUAAAAUUCUUCAUAUGUACUUUUCAUAUUAUUCAAAGGAAGUUUAAAGCCUCACCUUCCCAUUACUCUUUCAAAAGAAGUUGCAAAUAGUCUUUUCUGAUUUUACAACAAGUGCCAAUAAAUAUUGCUUGGUAACUAUUACAUUUGAAUUUUGAAAGGGGAGAAGUGUGUGUGUGUGUGUGUGUGUGUGUCUUUUUUUGGAGAGAGAAAGAGAUACACAUCUGUAAAAUUGUCAGUUACAAUUAAAUAGGCAGUUACGUAAUUAAUAGCUGAAAAGAAAUCAGUUUUAAAUAUAAUAUUCUUUUUUUUUUUUUUCUCAAGAAAUGAAAUGGACAGCACAGGUGAAAGUGGCAAAUCCUGUUACCAGAAGAGCUUCACACUGUGGCCUGUUUCAUGAUUAAAGACCUAAUAAUUUAAUAAAAAGGAUCAUUUUGUAGUGAAGUGUUGACUUGUGCUGUCAGCAUCUUUGACAGGGUGAUCUUACAGAUGUCUUGCCAAAUGGAAAUGCACCGCACGUGGAGUUCUCUGCGACUCAUCAGAUGACUUUUCAAGGAAUUCGUAUUGAUUUCCUCACAGAUCUGCCUUAUGGGUCUAACAGACUACAGACACUCAAACACUGACAGAGUACAAACAUGAUUUUUGGUGCAUGUAAAAAGUGAUAUUAUGAUACUUUUUUUCCAGUAAAAAAGCUUCUUGAAAUUGUAAAUAAUUCAUGUGGUCACUUACAGUUUGCUAGGCUUUUUUUCUGUGAAUGCUUCAAUGCCGCUGUCUGGCACAGCGUCACCUUCUGUUUAAAUGAACCAUGUACAAUUCAAACAAAAGAAGAACUAUACGGGACUUUUUUUCUUUGAUGAAGUAUUUCAUUCAGAUUAAAUGAACACAUUAUAAUUUCAUAUCAAGGAACAUAUAUUAUUUUUGUUCAUCGAGGGGGAAAACUGAAUAAAUAAAACGUGAACAUUAAUUUCGGUCUUAUGUUUGU
Carassius auratus (goldfish) is the source of this 5121-nucleotide messenger RNA. Its product is annotated as probable palmitoyltransferase ZDHHC8. The transcript has 11 exons. Lineage: Eukaryota; Metazoa; Chordata; Actinopteri; Cypriniformes; Cyprinidae. Gene Ontology annotation, biological process: protein palmitoylation. The coding region runs from base 495 to 2750 and encodes 751 amino acids. The record is from RefSeq and is a predicted model, not a curated record. Gene Ontology annotation, molecular function: palmitoyltransferase activity.